AUGCCGCUAGUUACAGAAGAAAUCGAUGACAUAAUUGUCUUAAGCGAUGAAGAUAAGGAUAGAAUCUACACUUCAUGGAUAUUCUCCAUAAUCAUUAAACUCUUCAAAAAGAACCUUGCCUAUGGCUACCUGAGAACAAAACAGCUAGAUUUAUGGAAGCCAUCGGAACCCCUAAUAGUGGUGGAUCUGGGGAACGGGUACUAUAUUGCGAAAUUCACAAACCAAGAAAAUAUGCAAAGGGGACUCCAUGGUGGACCUUGGUUCAUCACAGGGGAUUUCCUCUUAGUAAGGCAUUGGGAACCAAACUUCACCCCAGAGGCGGCCAAGACUACCCACACUGCUAUAUGGGUGAGACUGCCUUCCUUACCAAUCGAAUUUUAUGACAAAUCCAUUCUAGAAAGUAUCAGCCACAAAUUAGGUACACUUCUCAAAAUUGACACAUGUACCCCAGCAGCCUUAAGAGGUCUGUAUGCGAGGAUCUACAUCCAAGUCCCACUAGAUACCCUCGUGAAGACCUAUGUCACCAUGGGAAACCAUAGACAGAAUAUAGUGUAUGAAGGAGAAGGAGUCUUAUGCAUCAGAUGCGGCAAAUUGGGGGACACACAUAAGAUCUGCCCCACUCAAGCUACCACUACCCAGAACAAACAAGAUAAGAAUGGUGCAUCUACCAGCUCAUCAGCAUUUCCCCACAACGAAUGGCAAACCAUCAACUUCAAUAAGAGAAAGACGGGCCAAAAAGUCCAACAGUUGCAGAAGACUACUGCAGAUUCAUAG
Molecule: messenger RNA, 774 nt
Organism: Capsicum annuum
Lineage: Eukaryota; Viridiplantae; Streptophyta; Magnoliopsida; Solanales; Solanaceae
Exons: 1
Coding region: 1-774 (257 amino acids)
Source: RefSeq, a predicted model, not a curated record